GAGCGGUUAGUAGCGACUUUUUGGAAAUUGUGCGCAAAGUGGUCUGCCGAUCGAAAAGACGGGCGUCGUCCGCCAUGUUGCGUUUGAAUUGUGAUUGUUGUUGAAGACCGUUGUGACUGACGCGUUUCGAAAAUCGAACUUAAAGUGUAUUUGUUUUUGUACGUUUGGCCUGUUGAUUGAGCUGGUAUUGCGCGUCAAGAUGGCUGGUGACGGUCAGAGGUUUUGCCUAAAAUGGAACGACUUCAGAAACAGUGUAACCUCAGUGUUUGAGGAUCUCAGAAAAGAUGGAGAACUGGUUGACAUCACACUCUGCUGUGAGGGGAAGAAGGUCAAGGCACACAGAAUGAUGCUGUCUGCGUGCAGUCCAUACUUCCGUGAUCUUCUCAAGGAAAAUCCCUGUCAGCACCCAGUGUUCUUUCUGAAGGACACUACCUUCAGUGACCUGCGGGCUGUGAUUGAGUUUGUGUACAAUGGCGAGGUGAACGUCACCCAGACCCAGCUCAGCAGCUUCCUCAAGACUGCUGAGAUGCUCCAAGUCAGGGGGCUCACUGGAGAUGAGGAUAAGUCUGUGCCGGUACCGGCGUCCCCUCGCGCCCAGCCGCGGCCCGCGCCGGCGGCGGCUCCGCGGACGUUCCCCCGUCCCUCUCCGGCACCGGUGUCCCGUCCUCCGCCGGCGGCCGUCCGUCGACCGAUGGCGCCGGCCGCCCCACCGCCCCCACCGCCACCGGCACCGGCACCGGCACCGCCCAUCAACAGCUCCGCGGCGGCGGCGGCACGGACCGCGGCGCCGCCGCCCGAGUCGCCGCCCGUCUCACCGGCCACCAAGCGGCGCCGCGUCCACUCUGGCUCCGGCUCGGGCAGUAACGACGGUCUGGAGACCUCGGCGGCGGCGUCACCGGCCCCCACCACCCCGUCCGGCUCCGACACCGCCCCGCCGCCCGCCGAGGAGCCCGGAGAGCAGCUCAGGAUGAGCUACCCGCACGGCGGCCAGGUCAAGGUGGAGAAGAUCGACAUAGACAUUGCGGAUGAUGAUGAGGACGAUAUGGCGGCACUUGGACAGGUGGUGGAUUAUGAGGAGGGGUACGACUCGAACCAGUCGCUCGGCGCCGUGCCUGUCCCCGACCCCGGCCAAGUGAGCGAGAUGCUGGCGGCAGCGGGACCCUCCUCGGAUGGCGGCGCAGGCUCUAUGACAGGGUUCUAUCCGCAGCCACUGGCGGACGAGGCUCCACCGCCGGCGGGCACCGAGUGUCACAUCUGUGGAAAACGCUUCAGGUGGUCUGCCGGCCUGCGCAACCACAUGGAGCUCCACCGAGGCCUAACCUCCUGCCCUGUCUGCCAUAAAACAUUCUCAACUUGUCAUAACAUGCGCCUUCACCUGCGGCGCAAACACAUCGACACAAAAAGGCAUUGAUAAUGCAACUCUACUGAUGUCAUAAUUUGGAUAAACCCCUUCUGAUUCUGGUUCUUGCUGAAAUGUUGUUUCAUGUUUGGCCUACGCUGUUGGCCAAAUUGCUGGCUAGAAUGAAGUAUUGCGAUGUUGGCUGAUCCCGACUGAAGCGAUCCUCUUCGGUUAGAUAUGAAAACGCGUUGUGGCUAUUUUAAGAUGGUGAAAUUUUUCCUUUCACCCUGAUGUUUAUGGUACAUCGUUAGAGCCAUAACGCAAAAAAAAAAACGAAUUGACAGCAUCCACCGAAAGUAUUGCACCGAAAUUAUAAAAAAGAACUACGUUUACUUGACCCCUGAAAGUGGACAAAAAAAAAGAAGACAGAACACAGAAAGCUCAUCAUUUAGCAGGAACAGUAUCGCUCAAAGAUUUCUGCUCAUGUCGAACACUCAAGUUCUGUGCGGCCCGAAAAGUCGAUCUCGAUUGAGACCCUUUCACAAGUGUCACAACCCGAUAGCCUCGGCAGCCUAGCCCACUGUAAAUAUUGAGUUGGGUCACCUUUUUCCUUGUAGAAUGGUAGAGAACGUAGAGCGAAUGUAAGACCUGAAGUUAAUCAAUAAACGAGAAUGCUCAACAAAUGAAAAGAAGUUUGAAAGGUGUCUUGUCUGCAGUUUUUCUCUUUCACUCGUUAGUUCAUGUUUUUCUAAGGUGUUCUCUGUAAUAUAUCUUGUAGUGACUAGUUCUAUGUAGUAGCAUUCUGAUUUCUGGUUUUUGGCAAGGUAGUUGUCGAAUGGCUUUGCAGGAGCUUCCUCCCGUUCGUUCUUUUUUCGUGAUUUUAAUUAGGUGGAUGCUUUUGAAUCAACUUUGUACCUCUCUCGCAACUCAUGCGGUCUCGAGUGAAUAAAAGUCUCGUUUUGUAA
Amphibalanus amphitrite is the source of this 2304-nucleotide messenger RNA. RefSeq names its product broad-complex core protein isoforms 1/2/3/4/5-like. Gene Ontology annotation, molecular function: protein binding. Gene Ontology annotation, cellular component: nucleus. Bases 200 to 1411 code for a protein of 403 amino acids. The transcript has 6 exons. Gene Ontology annotation, biological process: regulation of transcription by RNA polymerase II. Lineage: Eukaryota; Metazoa; Arthropoda; Thecostraca; Balanomorpha; Balanidae. The record is from RefSeq and is a predicted model, not a curated record.